Yamadazyma jaroonii is the source of this 1494-nucleotide messenger RNA. The record is from the annotation of a GenBank genome assembly. NCBI's taxonomy places the organism in Eukaryota, Fungi, Ascomycota, Pichiomycetes, Serinales, Debaryomycetaceae.
AUGGGAGAUUCAAAGACAAUCGAUUUGAAAAACACUGAAAUUUCAACUGAAACUGUUGAAAAAGAUAAGAAAUUUGUUUAUAAAGCUGAAGAAAGAAGAUUGAGAUUUGGCAAGAAGAGUUGGACGGAUUUAUUGAUCAUCUUAUGUUCAGGUUUCGCUUUGAUUUCUGAUGGUUAUCAAAAUAAUGUUUUAUCAAUGACUAAUCAAGUUUUAACCCAAGAGUUCCCAAAAAACUACACAGCUGAUAUGAAAACUAACGUUUCAAAUGCUGCUUUGAUCACCACUAUUUUUGGUCAAGUAGCUAUCGGUAUUUCUGCUGAUUAUAUCGGAAGAAAGAAUUGUAUUAUCAUUGCCACCAUUUUCUUGAUUGUUGGUACCUGUAUGUGUGCUGCUUCUCAUGGAAAAACCAUUGAUGGUUUAUUAUGGAUGUUAAUUGUCUCAAGAGGUGUUACCGGUUUUGGAAUUGGUGCUGAGUACCCCUCAUGUUCUGUCUCCGCUAAUGAAGCUGCCAAUAAUCUCAAAAGAAGAGGAACUACCUUCGUGUUAGUCACAAACUUGCCAUUAUCUUUAGGAGGUCCUUUUGCUUUAAUUAUUUUCUUAAUCGUUUAUCAAAUCACAAAGAGUUAUGAAGGAAUUUGGAGAACUAUGUUUGCUAUUGGUGCUUUCUGGCCCUUGUCAGUCUUCUACUUCAGAAUGAAAAUGGCUACUUCUGACUUAUAUAGAAAGUCAGCUAUUCAACAUCAAGUGAUUCCUUAUUGGUUAGCUGUCAAAUAUUAUUGGCCAAGAUUAAUUGGAACUUGUGUUACCUGGUUCUUAUAUGAUUUCGUUACUUUCCCUAACGGUAUCUUCUCAGCUGGUAUUAUUUCCAAUGUAUUAAGUGAAAAAGAUGCCACCAACUUAGAAAAAAUCGCUGAAUGGAAUUUAUUAUUGGGUGCUUUGGCUAUCCCAGGUUGUUUUAUUGGUGCCUUCUUAUGUGAAAAAAUCGGAAGAAAAUAUACUUUAAUGACUGGUUUUGGUGGUUAUCUUGUCUUCGGUUUGAUUGUUGGUUGUGGUUAUGAUAAGAUCAAAGGUAUCACUGCUUUGUUCAUUGUAUUCUAUGGAUUGAUGCAAUCUUCUGGUAACUUGGGUCCUGGUGAUAUGUUAGGUUUGAUUUCUUCUGAAUCUUUCGCUACCCCAGUCAGAGGUACUUUCUACGGUUUCUCCGCUGCCAUUGGAAAAGUUGGUGCCGUUGUUGGUACUAAAACUUUUACUCCAAUUCAAAACAACCUUGGUAAAAAAUGGACUUUCAUUAUUGCUGCUAUCUGUGGUAUCGUUGGUGUUGUAGUUGCUUUCUUCUUCGUUCCACAUUUACAAGAUGAAGAUUUAUUAGAAGAAGAUAUCAAAUUCAAAAACUACUUGAUUGAAAACGGUUGGACCGGUCAUUUCGGUAACGGUGAAGCCGUUGAACAAGAUUAUGCUUCUGAUGAAGAUUCAGUUGAAAAAAUCAAUGUUUAG